AGACGCUGCCGGGUUGUACUUUGGGAUUGGCUCGCCAGUCGGUGCAGCGUGUGAUUUCGCAGCGUCACUGCUUUGCGGGGCCCUGUUUGAAUGAGACUAGGUGAAGGCGGCUGCCAGGCGAGCUGAUCGUGCGCCCCGAUAACCCACCAUGCCCAUUUAUACAGUAAACGUGAAGUGGGGGAAGGAAAAGUUUGAUAAUGUGGAGCUAAACACCGAUGAGCCUCCAAUGGUCUUCAAGGCCCAGCUGUUUGCCCUGACUGGGGUACAGCCAGACAGACAGAAGGUCAUGGUCAAAGGAGGAACAUUAAAGGAUGAUGAUUGGGGUAACCUCAAGAUAAAAAAUGGGAUGAUCUUGUUAAUGAUGGGUUCGGCUGAAGCUCUUCCUGAGGAACCUGCCGUGAGGCCCGUAUUUGUAGAAGACAUGACAGAGGAGCAGUUGGCCUCUGCAAUGGAACUGCCUUGUGGAUUAACAAACCUCGGGAACACUUGUUACAUGAAUGCCACUGUUCAGUGCAUCCGCUCGGUGCCAGAGCUAAAAGAGGCUCUUAAGCGCUAUGGGGGUGCCCUGAGAGCUUCUGGUGAAAUGGCCUCUGCUCAGUACAUUACUGCAGCCCUUCGUGAUCUAUUUGAAUCAAUGGAUAAGACCUCUUCCAGUAUCCCCCCAAUCAUCCUUCUGCAGUUCUUGCACAUGGCCUUCCCACAGUUUGCAGAGAAAGGUGAUCAAGGACAGUAUCUACAACAGGAUGCAAAUGAAUGCUGGGUACAAGUUAUGAGGGUUCUGCAGCAGAAAUUGGAGUCCAUCGAAGGAGAAACAGACAUGGAGACUGAUUCAGGAGCUGCUGCUGCUUCACCAAAGAAGAAGAGUUUUAUUGACCAAUAUUUUGGCAUUGAGUUUGAGUCAACCAUGAAAUGUACUGAAUCUGAAGAGGAGGAAGUCACAAAAAGCAAAGAAAAUCAACUCCAGCUCAGCUGCUUCAUAAACCAAGAAGUGAAAUAUCUGUUCACAGGCCUCAAACUGCGCCUUCAAGAAGAAAUCACCAAGCAUUCACCAUCAUUACAAAGAAAUGCUUUAUAUAACAAAACCUCCAAGAUAAGCCGUUCGCCGGCCUACGUGACGAUCCAGAUGGUGCGUUUCUUUUAUAAAGAAAAAGAGUCUGUGAAUGCCAAAGUUCUUAAGGACGUCAAAUUUCCUCUCAUGUUGGAUAUAUUUGAGUUAUGCACACCGGAGCUGCAGGAAAAAAUGGCCUCUUACCGAUCUAAAUUUAAGGAUCUAGAGGAUAAGAAAGGUUCAGGACAGCCACCUAAAGUAAGUCAAGCUGCACAAAAAGAAGUCAAGUAUGACCCAUUUUCAUUUCCAGAUGAUUUUGGUUCCAGCAAUUGUGGUUACUAUGAGCUGCAGGCAGUUCUUACUCAUCAGGGAAGGUCAAGUUCUUCAGGACACUACGUUUCAUGGGUCAGGCGGAAACACGAUGAGUGGAUUAAAUUUGAUGAUGACAAAGUGAGCAUUGUAUCUCCAGAAGAUAUACUGAGGUUGUCAGGAGGAGGAGACUGGCAUAUAGCAUACGUUCUUCUAUAUGGACCCAGGCGAAUCGAAGCUACUGAGGAGGAAGCCGAACAAUAAUGACAUUUGUCUUUUUUAGUCAUUUUUUUUUUCUUAGGUGUGAAAUAAAUGUUCUACGAUUAGAAUCGCCUACCUGAUCCAGAUAUAAUUUUUUUUAUAUUUUAGAGGAAAGUGUGAAUUGUAUAGUUCAAUUCACCUUUGUGCACAAACUGAUUAUCCUCAUUAUUUCUAUUUGGAGAGCUGUAAAGCUAAUGCAACCUUUACCUGUUGUCUUAACCAAAUUUUAGAAUUGGAGUGAUAAAAUGACUAAGUGACCAGCCACUGCCUGGUGGAGCUAAAACUAUUUUUUUACUCGUUAACAAAUUGACAAUAUUUAUUGCACACCUACAUCAUUCAUUGUUCCUAUUGCAUGGUUUACACCACAGUACUUGCCAUCGCCUUAUCUGACAGUUCCGCCAGGAGGGAGGAAGGAUACGUGAUGCCUCAUUGUAACAGUGCUGCUUCCCAUAACUUAAGACCUGGCCACAAUCAUGUGUCCAGUUUCAUCUGGUCCAGACCAAUGUUGGCGUUUUUGGUGAAUUCAGAUUAAAAUUGUAAUCAGUU
Messenger RNA from Bufo bufo (common toad), 2164 nucleotides. It is a transcript of the gene USP14, whose product is annotated as ubiquitin specific peptidase 14. The transcript is spliced from 16 exons. Bases 149 to 1621 code for a protein of 490 amino acids. The record is from RefSeq and is a predicted model, not a curated record. Lineage: Eukaryota; Metazoa; Chordata; Amphibia; Anura; Bufonidae. Gene Ontology annotation, molecular function: protein binding; proteasome binding; cysteine-type deubiquitinase activity. Gene Ontology annotation, biological process: regulation of proteasomal protein catabolic process; proteasome-mediated ubiquitin-dependent protein catabolic process; protein deubiquitination.